AGCAAGUGCAUUUCACAGCAAAUGCACUCUCCAAUCCGAAACCACAACAAAACACUUUGAUUAACUAAAAAUAAAGCAAUCGCAUUUGAAUCCCAGUGCACAAUGGAAGAUAAGGUUAUCGGAUCGGAGAGUUGGGUAACCGAUUCAUUCGGUGAAAAACUACGGAACGAUGACAACGUGGGUGAGCUGCGGAUUGUUAAUUGUAUCUCUGGGAAUUCUGGGGAUUCCUCCACCGAUUUCUGCUGGUAAUGUUCUGGCCGUUUAUCCGCACUUUGGUUUUAGCCACUUCAAAGUGGUGAUGCCCAUACUCAAUGAGCUAGCGAAUCGCGGACAUGACAUCACAGUGAUCUCAUACGUGAAGAAUCCCCAAGCCGAGUCCUUUCCCAACUACGAGGAACUGCUGAUCUCAGCGCCUGGUGAGGAUCAGUCUAGCACCACGAUCAAUUUGGUGCCCCUGACGGAAAAUACACCCACAAGAUCCCUGGGAGUACUAAUCCGGGAGUAUAUAGCCCUGCACGAUGAGGGUCAGGAGACCUGUGAGCAUCUCUUCGCCAGUGGCCACAUAGAAAGGGUAAUCCAACGACACCAGAACAAACCCUAUGACCUACUACUCACGGAAUAUUUCAACUCCGACUGCCAGCUGGCCCUGGCCAAAUUAAUGAAUCUCCCAAUUAUAGGCUUGAGUACCUGCGCUCUGAUGCCCUACUAUUACGAUCGCAUCGAUCUGCCGGAUACACCUGCCUUUAUACAAUCGGAAUUUGUGGGUUUUGCCGGCCAACUGAAAUGGCACGAGCGCCUGCUCAACUUUGUUCAAGCCAAAUUAUUAAAGACUCUCUACAAAUAUCACUCGAAUAGGGCCGACAACCAAGUGAUACAAAAGUAUCUUGGAGUGAAUAUAGAUGUAGAUGAAGUAGCUCGCACCCAAACUGCUUUCAUUUUCGGAAAUCAGCACUACUCGCUGAUGGGAAGUCGUCCACAAUCCCUACAAUUUGUGGAAAUCGGAGGAGUGCAUAUCACUAAGAAGGCAGAACAGGAGUUACCAGAGAAUAUCAAGAGUUUUCUCAAUCAAUCUAAGGAUGGUGUGAUUUUUAUCAGCUGGGGUUCCAUGGUGCGAGCUUCAAGCAUCGAUGAAGAUAAACUAACAGCUAUUUUGGAAGUUCUACAAGACCAGCCCUUAAGAAUCAUUUGGAAAUGGGAGGGCGAAGAGACGCCAAAAACAGAUUCAUCCAAAUUUCUCUUUGUCAAAUGGGCUCCUCAAUUGGCUCUACUGUGUCACCCCAAAGUAAAGUUGUUUUGGUCUCAUGGCGGUUUACUUGGAACCACAGAAUCGGUUCAUUGUGGCAAACCCUUACUAGUCACUCCGAUUUAUGGGGAUCAAUUCCUUAAUGCUUUCUCUGUACAAAAUCGAGGAAUGGGUCAAAAGCUGGACUAUGAAGAUAUCACUAUACCAAACUUAAAACAAGCUUUUACGGAACUGAGCAAAAAGAGUUACGCCCAACGUUCUCUUCAGAUCUCAAAGAUCUUUAAUGAACGCCAGAAGACGCCUCUGGAAUCAGCCAUUUGGUCUGUGGAACAUGUCAUUCAAAAUGGUUUAGUGGCCGCAGAACUACUUCAAUCGCCGGGCAUAGAGCUCAACAGUUUUAUCUACCACUCAUUGGAUAGUGUGGCUCUUAUUUUCAUUCCCGUAACACUUUUAAUAAUAAUCCUAAGCUACCUGUGCAGAAGACACCCAUCUACAACUGCCAAUAAGAAACUUGGCAAGAAGCCAAAGAGAUCUUAA
Drosophila takahashii is the source of this 1780-nucleotide messenger RNA. RefSeq names its product UDP-glycosyltransferase family 36 member A1 (gene Ugt36A1). NCBI's taxonomy places the organism in Eukaryota, Metazoa, Arthropoda, Insecta, Diptera, Drosophilidae. The record is from RefSeq and is a predicted model, not a curated record. Gene Ontology annotation, molecular function: UDP-glycosyltransferase activity.